Molecule: messenger RNA, 2072 nt
Organism: Tachysurus vachellii
Lineage: Eukaryota; Metazoa; Chordata; Actinopteri; Siluriformes; Bagridae
Gene: creb3l3a
Product: cAMP responsive element binding protein 3-like 3a
Exons: 10
Coding region: 159-1448 (429 amino acids)
Biological process (GO): regulation of transcription by RNA polymerase II
Cellular component (GO): nucleus
Molecular function (GO): DNA-binding transcription factor activity, RNA polymerase II-specific; RNA polymerase II cis-regulatory region sequence-specific DNA binding
Source: RefSeq, a predicted model, not a curated record
AGAGACAAAGGCAGGACUAAAACACAAGGGAGUAGCUUACAUAGCUGUUUGUUUGCUUAUUUAUUAUUAUUAUUAUUAUUAUUAUUAUUAUUAUCCUUUUUUAACGACUUCAUACAGUUAUAAUUGGAUUGUUGGAGGUAUCCUUGACAGGACAAGUAAUGGAUUUCAACUCAGAACCAGCUUGUGAUGGUAUAGAACUGCUGGAUCUGCUUUUUGAUAAGAACGAUGGCAUCUUAUGCCAUGAGAACUUGGCACAUCGUAGUGAACAGUCUUGGCUGAUGCAAGACCCUAAUAUGAUGAUGCCAGGUCAGGGUAGUGAAGACUUCUUCAAUGCCCUGCUGAGUGGGACCGACUCUGUGUCUGGUUCUCCGUUAUGGCCGCCCUCUCCAAGCGACAGUGGAAUAAGUGAGGACCCGCACUCUGACCAGAAUGACAGUCCUCCAUCUCCUGGGAGUCCCCCUCUCGAGUCUUGCUAUGUGCCACCACACACACAUUAUGCUCCUGCUCCAAACACAGCUAUGACCAUCAAUCCUGAUGGCUCGGGGUCUGGUAUUUUACAGGAAAAGGGUGCAGGAAUGCAGAAUGCAUGCAAUGUACCUCCAGUUCAACUGGUCACCUCCUUCCCUCUCACCAUCAAGAAUCUGCUACUCUCUGGUGCUUCUGAGCCUCCUCCACCAACUUCAGAGCAUGCUUGUCAGGAGCUGGUUCUCAACGAGGACGAGAAGAAGUUACUAAUCAAGGAGGGGGUGACUUUGCCAAGUCAGUUUCCUCUUACCAAGUAUGAGGAGAGGAUUCUGAAAAAAAUCCGCCGGAAGAUCCGCAACAAGCAGUCUGCGCAGGAGAGCAGGAAGAAGAAGAAAGAUUACGUAGAUGGACUGGAAAGCAGGAUGGAAGCUUGCAGUGCGGAGAACCAGGAGCUACAGAGGAAAGUCUUCCAGCUGGAGAAAUGUAACAUCUCUUUGAUGGAGCACCUGCGUCGGUUGCAGGCUAUGGUCAUGAAUAGAUCUAACAAACUGGCUCAGACCGGGACCUGUGUGCUGGUGCUUCUGCUGUCAUUUACACUGAUUCUUCUGCCCAGCCUGAAGCCCUUCACCGAGAACAAGGUCAGCCAGACUGGAGACUUCAGCCCACUUAGAGUUCAGUCACGGUCACUGCACAGUCUGCAGUCCUCUCGGGUGAUGCAUGCUCUCGAACGCCCUUACUCAGUGGCAGAUGAAUCCAAGUCUGUUCCUGGUUUUCCUGAAGGUGAAGGCAUGGAGCAGAUAGAACCUCUAAUUGAGAAACUUCGUCGAGGGCAACACUUGGCUGAUUACAACUUAGGAUCUCACAACACUAGCAUAGACCAACAUGACCAUUACCAUGCUGAUGCCAUUACUGGACACACAGCGACAGUGACCUUGAGCUCACAGCAUGGUGCAAGGCUCCAGCCACACGCAGAUGACAUGUGAAGGGCAGGGAGGGAUUUGUGGUAGGAUUUCUCCAACCUCCUUUCAUAUGAGUAGAGAGAACAAAUGCUUCCAGCAAAGCAAUGUAGCCUUUGGUCCUGUACCUCCUAAAGUAAUAAGUGGCAGAUGAAAUGUUAUAAUGCUAAGAUUUAGACCUUAGAUUUAGACUGAGACCUUAGAUGAACUUUUAAGCUGGACUCUAUCCGCACAUGGGUAAUACAUAAAAGGGCAGAGAUAGAUUGUCAGGCAGCAAAAUAUUCAGUCAGCCAAGUUUGCCCUUUAUUAUUAAUAACACUUUUUGUAACAGAUUUGAUAAGUUAAAACUCAUUGCUGGUACCAGAAAUCAAUUUAUACAUAGGUAUAUAGGUUGCAUAAAACAAAGUAUAAUGUCCAGAAAAUAAUCCAUUCUCAGUGAUCAGUGGGAUCCUUUAUAUUCUGCAUGUUUUUUCCGCAUGUUUUGUAUAUGCCAUGUGAUUAAGAAAUAACUCCAUGUCACUGUUUAGAUAUUUGCUUAGAUAGCAAAGCUUCUACUGAUCUUAAUGCACUGUAAAGCUGUAAUCAUACCUGUAUUUCAAGCACUUUAUGCAUCUCUUUUUGUGGUACGUUCAAUAAACUCUUUUAAACUUA